Rhipicephalus sanguineus (brown dog tick) is the source of this 770-nucleotide messenger RNA. RefSeq lists its product as uncharacterized. The record is from RefSeq and is a predicted model, not a curated record. Bases 11 to 643 code for a protein of 210 amino acids. The transcript is spliced from 5 exons. NCBI's taxonomy places the organism in Eukaryota, Metazoa, Arthropoda, Arachnida, Ixodida, Ixodidae.
AGCGCAUAGAAUGGCGACCUGCGUUUUUGAGCUUAGAGUGCAGUUCUCUGUGGUAUACAUGAAAAGCAACAUGUCCAAAGAAACUGAAAAACCAAAACCUGUAUUUGUUUUAUCUGUGCUUCUCAUUUUGUUAAAAUGCAAAUAUUUCUCCUGUUUGCCUCAGACGGAACCUCCAGAUGUCACGAAGUUUUACGUCAAGGACGCAAAGAUAUGGAUAGUAAACACGACGAUGUUCACAUCUAAAUUCUGUGAAAUGGAUUUCGUUUGGACAACAAGCAUGAAAUACGCCUUUUUUGACAGAAGCUAUUUAGGGAAUCACACCACGCACAAGGAGAAACUAUUGGGACAGUUUAAGAAGACUGAUAUCAGCAAAGUGUAUGACGCAAUGAUGGUAGCCCAGUACCAUGGCACAUCUUUUCAAUCGAUGGACCAGCUUCUUUACUCGUAUCAAAGCUAUACUUGUGGUAUCUUCAAUGUGACAUUGUUCACCGAGCCGCGAGGAAGCUACUAUGACAUGCGGGUAAAACAAUCCGAAGUUGCACAUCCAAACUCAAGCUGUAUUGAAAUGUUUGAGCAGCUGUCGGAAAGAAGGAAUGUUACUACCCUUUAUAACAAUACUUGUCAAACCAUCAGCCAGCACUGAAGAAUCGUAAAAAUUUGUAGCUUUAAAUACCGAGUGGCAAGAUUCACGGGACAAAAUGCGAUAGUUUGGUAUUACGACCAAUUAUAAUCAUUUCAUGCGGCUCAAAUAAAGAGUUACAGCUACGAAG